AUGUUGGAUGCUGGCCAAUUACGUGUAGAAACUUUGAGACGUCGUCUGGACGAAUCACUUGCUUCUCAUCAGAAAUCGGCUAAUCAGAAAGACCGGGAUGCUCGCUCUCUCCAUAUUGUUCGUGUUAGUACCAAGGAAGCUUUCGUAGAAAUAGGCGAACAUGGCGCUCGUCCUCGUUUGGAUAGAGUUCUCUCUUCUUCUCCUCUGAAUGUGAUUUGUGAUGGGUCUUCUAUGGGUGACUUAGCUACGAGUCCAGCGGAAUCAAUUGAUUCUGGCAUAAGCUUAUCACCAGUGACAAGUCCCGUCGGAAAGCACUCACCAUUUUAUCAGUAUUCUGAGGAAAACCGUUUGGGUAUGCGCCAACGUUCUGCUAGUGAAUCCGAGUGGGCUUCUGAGGGUCUUAAGGGUAUUCUCAAAAAACCCUCUCUCAGAGCACAAAGAUUGGCUCGCUCCGUUUCGGAAAGUUGCCAUAGUCAUCCGUUAGGACCUUUCGGUUUGAUUGGAACCUUGGAAGAGGAAGAAGAAGAUGUAGGAGCAUACGUUGAAGAAGGGGAAGAUGAAGGACACACUGACGAGCCCGCUCGAAUCGCUUCUCGGAAGAAGAGAGUCAGCUUCAGCGAAAAACUUGAACAGUGCCGUCGCUUCCGUCCAAAUCAAUGUAUUCUCAGUCAAGCUCGCAAAAAUGAGAAAAAACGUCAGCAAAAACGUCGUAAAGAUGAUGAGCGCAGACGUAGUUGUGGUAGUGAGUCUGAUGGACAAGAAAUUGCUGAACCAACAAAGCCUUGUCUUCGUAACGAACGUCAAGACAGUGGUUUCGUAGAUUCGACUGAUUCUCCUCCAUCAUCUCCACUGCCAUCUGAAGAGCGUACUUGGUCUGAUCUCAUCCGCCAACAGCGGAAAGCAGUAAGUGAUCGUGCCUAA
Molecule: messenger RNA, 921 nt
Organism: Auanema sp. JU1783
Lineage: Eukaryota; Metazoa; Nematoda; Chromadorea; Rhabditida; Rhabditidae
Source: the annotation of a GenBank genome assembly